AUGCCCUUGAUAUCAAACCUCCUCCGCGAACACACAGUCGCGACCGCAGCCGUCGCUGUGCUCGUGACCUUUGCGCUUCUCCUGCUCCGCCUUGUGCGCGCCUCUAGCACCAGUGGACGGCAAUGCACGCUCCCCGGCCCUAAACCGUGGCCGCUCCUCGGCAAUGUACGCGGGUUGGACGUGCGCGAGCCUUGGAAGGGCUACAAGCGGUGGAGCGAGACGUACGGCCCGAUCUUCCGCACGCGUUUCGUCGGGUAUGACAUCGUCGUCAUCAGCGACGAGCGCAUCGCGCGCGAGCUCCUCGACCGCCGCUCGGGCAAGUACUCGUCCAGGACGUUGUUCCCCACCGGCGAGGCGUACGGCUUCGGGCGGUACACACCCCUGCUCGAGUACACCGACACGUGGCGACACCACCGGCGCGUCAUGCACCAGCACCUCCGCGUCGACACGGUGCGCAACUACCGGCCCAUGCAGCUCCACAAGGUGCGGCAGCUGCUCGAGAACGUGCUCGCGAGCCCCGACAACUACAGGGAGCAUCUCCAAACGUUCGCAGCGUCGGUCAUCAUGGCCACCCUGUACGGAUACCAGGCGCACGCCGUCAAGGACCCGCUCGUGGCAAGGGUGAACCACUUGCUCGAGGUCGCUAUCCGUGUCGGCUCGCCCGGGGUCGCGAUCCUCGUCGGGUUCUUCCCCUUUUUCAAGUACAUUCCCAUCUGGUUCCCGGGCGGAAGCUUGAACGCAGCGGCGUGCAGACAGAGUAACGAUGAACUGGUUUCAGAGCCGUUCAAGUACCUGGAAGAGACUAUCGAACCCGACUCCUCGGUACCGAGCAUGGGAUACGAGGGCCUGUGUAAUGCGAAGAAGGACCAGGACAGCGAAACUCAAGUCGCACUCAUCCAAGACAUAUGCGGCACUGCAUUUAGCGAGACAACCGUUUCCUCGCUCAUAGUCUUCGUCCUAGCAAUGGUGCUCUACCCGGACGUGCAAGAGCGCGCGUACUCGGAGAUCGCGCGCGUGUGCGGCACGGACCGCCUUCCUACGUUCGAGGACCGGCCCGAGCUGCCAUACAUUGACGCCAUCGUCCGCGAGACGCAGCGGUGGGGGCCCGUCGUCCCUAUGGGCAAUCCCCACACGACUAGCGAGGACGACGUAUACGAGGGCGAGUUCAUCCCCAAAGGCACGGUAGUCAUAGUCAACGUCUGGGCGAUCUGCAGCGACCCCGCCCGCUUCCCCUCCCCCUCCGAAUUCCGCCCUGAACGCUUCCUCUCCGCCGACGGCAAGUCGCUCGCAGAUGACACAGACCUCAGCGUGGACCUCGUCUUUGGCUUCGGCCGGCGCGUAUGCCCCGGCAAGCACCUCGCCGAGGGGUCGCUCUGGCCUGCGAUUGCGGCGAUGCUUGCUGUGUUCCGGUUCGAGAAAGCGGGCGAGUUUACGCCGGAGUGGUUAAGUGGGUCUACGUCGUGUCCGCGCCCGUUCCCGUGUAGGAUCGUUCCGAGGGAUCCAAAGAUGGAUGCGAGUCGGCUGGCACAGAUGUAG
Messenger RNA from Coniophora puteana RWD-64-598 SS2, 1536 nucleotides. RefSeq names its product cytochrome P450. Bases 1 to 1536 code for a protein of 511 amino acids. NCBI's taxonomy places the organism in Eukaryota, Fungi, Basidiomycota, Agaricomycetes, Boletales, Coniophoraceae. The transcript has 12 exons. Gene Ontology annotation, molecular function: heme binding; oxidoreductase activity, acting on paired donors, with incorporation or reduction of molecular oxygen; monooxygenase activity. The record is from RefSeq and is a predicted model, not a curated record.